Messenger RNA from Morus notabilis, 1408 nucleotides. RefSeq lists its product as uncharacterized. The record is from RefSeq and is a predicted model, not a curated record. The transcript has 2 exons. The coding region runs from base 92 to 1285 and encodes 397 amino acids. NCBI's taxonomy places the organism in Eukaryota, Viridiplantae, Streptophyta, Magnoliopsida, Rosales, Moraceae.
GUUAAGGAAACAACAACAAAGAAGAAAAAGAAGAACAAGCAAAAUUAUUUGGAGAUAUUAUCGAAACAAUAAAGUAUUAUAAGAGAGAAAAAUGUACGUGACACGGCCUCUUUCAAUGUACAAGAAGUAUCCCUCGGCUCUCUCCUUGCCUCCACCUGAGGGUCCGAAUACCGGAAUAUUGGUGAUUCAGGACGAAGCAGCCGAGCCAAGACAUUUUUUCGGAUUGUUUAAGGGUCACGAACUAAAACACUUGCCUUUUCCCCAGAACAAGGACUUGAAGCUUCGUUACUCCUAUUCGACCGGCACCGGACAAAACAGCACUCAACACGUUUCGCAUUUCUAUGCCGCCUUCAUCCCCGUUCUUAACCAGCCACUGUCUUCGAAUCGGUACUAUUUGAUACAGCCACACGGCAGCCAUAAAGGAGAAGCAUACACAAAUUCAACGCUAGAUGACAUGGAAACAUGCUGCUUCUGCAAAUUUGUCCGCGAGGUAGAGCCACAACCUUUGCAUCCCCAGAACAUAUACCAACAAUUCGAAAUCCGCCGUGAAGGAAGAUUCAAUCAAAUCGGCGGUUUCGUUGCCAAAUCACUAGCUGCAGACGGGUUCCCACCAAAAUUCCUUGCAAGGAAAGGGUGGGAAGCAUACACUUCAACUCCAAAAGAUUUCCAUUUGGACGAAGCGUCGGGCCUAGACACAACUCUCCGGUCCCGCCUUCCUGAAUUCAACUUCCCAUUAGCCUCCACAAACUCUAGUAGCCCUGUGGUUGUGGGAAAAUGGUACUGUCCCUUCAUGUUCAUCAAAGAGGGCACACCAAAGGAGCAAAUGAGCAAAUCAAUGUACUACAAAAUGACUCUUGAGCAGAGAUGGGAAAAAAUUUACUUAUGUGAAAGAGAUUCUAGUGAAGCAAAUGGUUCCAUAAUUGAUGUUGAUGUUGAGGUUGAAAGAGAAGUAGUAAUGGUUGGUGGGAAGGAAGUGGGACAUGUUGAGAGAGAUGAGGCUAAUGAGGUGGUUUGGUAUAGGAGUUUUGGCAAUUGUGUGGGCUUGAGUUUGGCAAUUGUGGGGAAAAUGGAAUGGGAAGAGAAAAAUGUUGGGUGGGUUAGAGGGAAUGAUAGGAAAGUGAGAGUGAAGAAAGUGGAGGAGAUUGAUGGAGAGAUGAGUAAUGAAUGGAGAAGAUUUGGUUGCUUUGUGUUGGUUGAGAGGUUUGUACUUAGAAGAUUGGAUGGAAGCUUGGUUUUGACUUAUGAAUUUAGGCAUACUCACCAGAUUAGAAGCAAAUGGGAAUGAGAAAUUUGUUGCUCUUUUAUGCUGUUUUGAUCAAAGGCUGGUAUAUUCACUUGUGUCAUGUGUGCCUAUAUUUGACUAUAUAGCCGAGAAAAUUACUGAAUUUAUCCUUAGAAGUGAAUAAGU